Messenger RNA from Achroia grisella, 2503 nucleotides. Its product is annotated as peroxidase-like. The record is from RefSeq and is a predicted model, not a curated record. Gene Ontology annotation, biological process: response to oxidative stress. Lineage: Eukaryota; Metazoa; Arthropoda; Insecta; Lepidoptera; Pyralidae. Gene Ontology annotation, molecular function: heme binding; peroxidase activity. The transcript is spliced from 11 exons. The coding region runs from base 1 to 2304 and encodes 767 amino acids.
AUGGGCAUGGAAAUUUUCGGUCGUGGAAGGAGUACUAUUUCGAGAACAACAUUGUUAUUUUAUUUUUUGUUGGUGAUUGUGAGUGGUUGUUAUAAUUCAGGAUUGGAGUUUUUGACUGAGGAUCUUCUGCCAUCACUAUGCCCACUUCUAGCUGACACGUCUUCUAUAAUUCAGGAUAUAUUCAAAUUACGUACCAUAGACAAGUGUGUUGUAGAAGUUAUAGAAGACAAUCCUACAACUUCUGAGCUACUCUCGGAAUGCAUUCGAUGUGGUCGUGAAAUUUCCCGGCAGAAUACACAACGAGGCAACCAGCUAGUGCGCAGCGGGAUCACUCUUGACGUAUACCCUCCAGGACUGAUGCACUUCUAUCCUGCAUCACGUCCUGCUGAGCUAAAAAAGGCUUCAGAAGCAUCACAGGAGCUUCUAGCGGCUACUAAGCUGCUGCAGAUGAGAUUAUCGAGUUCAGGAGCAACAUCCAACACCUUCCUCUCAUUCCUCGAACACCAAGUGAUAAGGAUCCACGAGGGUUCCUCCUGCAGGCCGGUCCACGUCACAUGUCACAACACGAAGUACCGCAGCAUCGACGGCACGUGUAAUAAUCUGCGGCGGGCGGCGUGGGGCCGCAGCGGAGCUCCAUUUACAAGGCUGGCCACACCACGGUAUGCGGAUGGAAUAUAUGCCAUGCCGUUAGCAAAGAGUGGUCACCCUCUCCCAAAUCCACGCGUGCUGUCUACGCGUAUGUUCUCAGACCAGCAGAUUUCCAGCCGUGUCUUCAAUUACAUGAACAUGCAAUGGGGCCAGUUCGUCACCCACGACCUGAUGCUACAGGUUAUGGAAUCUACAGAUGAAGGAGGCAUCCAGUGCUGUCUCGGUGAAGGGAUUGAUAUUCUUCAGCCAGAGUGGCAGAAUGUGAAUUGUAUACCGAUAUCCGUUCCUGAGGAUGACCCGUUCCACCGUUACCAUGGGAUAAAAUGUCUUAAUCUAGUCAGAAGCGUUACUACCCCUAGAGAUGAUUGUAGUUUAGGGUACGCAGAACAGAUGAACACAGUGACGAGUUAUUUAGACGGCUCGCCUAUUUAUGGGCCGGAGAAGAAGCUAGCCUCGCGCCUGAGAACCAAGUCGGGUGGCAGGUUACGACAGGAAACUAGGGAGAAGUGCAAGAGAGGAUUCUUGCCUUCCGUGGAUGAUAAAUCUGUAUGUGACCUGAGGAAUACGUCUGAACCUUGUUAUUUGGCAGGUGACGUCAGAAUAAACCAAACUCCGACUCUAGCACUCCUCCAGACACUCCUUCUGCGGGAGCACAACAGAGUAGCCGAUAUUUUGGCAUCCCUGAACCCUCUAUGGUCAGAUGAGAAGCUGUACCAGGAGACACGGAAGAUUGUUAUCGCUGAAAUACAGCAUAUAACUUAUCAGGAGUGGUUGCCUCUCAAUUUUGGUGAAAGUUACUACCGCUACUACCGGAUCUCACCGUCGACUCUCUACAGCCACGACUAUAACGAGGAUGUCAAUGCUGGAGUCAUUAACGGGUUCGGAGCGGGCGCCUUCAGGUUCCUCCACUCCGUUAUACCCGACUCGAUCAUGACCUGCCCGUGGAGUUACCAUGCCGCGUAUUUGUAUAAAUUAAGCGACCACUACUUCAACCCGAGUCUUCUAGAAUAUUCUGCGGAGGCGUUCGAUGACGUUGUCCGCGGGAUGAUCGCGCAGCCCUGCCACGAGGCUGAUCCCUUCUGCACGGAAGAAGUUACCAACCACCUGUUCAAAUCUCGCAACCAAUGGGGGCUGGACCUCAUCGCUGUGGACAUACAGAGAGGCCGAGAUCACGGUAUCGCCUCUUAUAACGAUUACAGAGAAAUCUGUGGCUUGUCUAAAGCUGUGACUUUUCAAGAUCUGUCUGGGGAAAUAUCACAAGAUCGUAUAAAUGCGUUAUCGCAAAUGUACGAGAAUGUCGAUGACGUGGACUUAUUCGUUGGUGGUGCAAUGGAGCGCAGCGUCCACGGUUCGAUGCUCGGUCACACCUUCCAGUGCAUCGUGGCGGAACAGUUCUACAGAACAAGGAUUGGAGAUAGAUUUUUUUACGACAAUGCCGAGAUGCCUCAUUCCUUCACAUCAGAACAAUUGCAACAAAUUAAAAAGGCGUCAAUGGCCCGCUUGAUAUGCGACAACACCGACCACGUGUACUACGUGCAGCGGCGAGCAUUCGAGGUGGAGGGCUCGUACAACCCCAAGUACAGCUGUAACGACUACAACGCCAUACCAUAUGUAGACUUGACCUCGUGGAGGUCACCCACGUUAUUUGACUCAUAAAAUACUAGUCCUAUACGGCGGAUCCACUUGAAGUUUAGUCACCCUUUUAUUUGAAAAAAUUGCCACAGUCCUUAUUUCAUACAUAAUAAUGAGUCUCAGGACGCCAUCUAGUCCCAAACUAAACAGAGUUUGUGUUGUAUACUAGACAACUGAUACAAAUACUUAAUCUUUAUUGUAAAUACAUAAAUAUUGUACAUUG